Lepus europaeus (European hare) is the source of this 3164-nucleotide messenger RNA. RefSeq names its product RNA polymerase III subunit E (gene POLR3E). Gene Ontology annotation, cellular component: nucleus; RNA polymerase III complex. The transcript has 22 exons. NCBI's taxonomy places the organism in Eukaryota, Metazoa, Chordata, Mammalia, Lagomorpha, Leporidae. The record is from RefSeq and is a predicted model, not a curated record. The coding region runs from base 281 to 2410 and encodes 709 amino acids. Gene Ontology annotation, biological process: DNA-templated transcription.
AUGGCCGCUCCCUGAGAGCAGAGCCCGGCCGCCGCCACCUCUGCAGCCCGCGGCUCCCUGGGCCGUUGCCGCCGGACGCGCGCGCGGCCCCCGCGGAGAGAAUCUAAUGAUUUCCGUAUCAACUUGAAGUAAGCCUAAUGACCCCGUUUUGUGAUUGAGCAAACUGAAGCACUGAGAGCCCUUCAUGGAGCUUACACUCUCGGCAAAACCUGAGCAGUGAGGCCAGAUAGUCCCAGGUCAUGAUUGAGUCCGGGGACUGCGUGGCUGGCUGUCCCCUAGUAUGGCCAAUGAAGAGGAUGACCCAGUUGUACAGGAGAUCGACGUGUACUUGGCCAAAAGCCUGGCAGAGAAGCUCUAUUUGUUCCAGUAUCCUGUACGUCCGGCCUCGAUGACCUACGAUGACAUUCCGCACCUCUCGGCCAAGAUCAAGCCCAAGCAGCAGAAGGUAGAGCUUGAGAUGGCCAUCGACACCCUGAAUCCCAACUAUUGCCGCAGCAAGGGGGAGCAGAUCGCACUGAAUGUGGACGGCGCUUGUGCUGAUGAGACCAGCACAUACUCCUCGAAGCUGAUGGACAAGCAGACGUUCUGCUCUUCCCAGACCACCACUAACACGUCUCGUUACGCGGCUGCGCUCUAUAGGCAAGGUGAGCUCCACCUGACACCUUUACAUGGCAUCCUGCAGCUGCGGCCCAGCUUCUCCUACCUGGAUAAGGCAGAUGCUAAGCACCGGGAGAGGGAAGCGGCCAAUGAGGCAGGGGACUCUUCACAGGACGAGGCAGAAGAGGAUGUCAAGCAGAUCACGGUGCGGUUCUCCCGGCCGGAGUCAGAGCAGGCCCGCCAGCGCCGAGUGCAGUCCUAUGAGUUCCUGCAGAAGAAGCACGCGGAGGAACCCUGGGUGCACCUGCACUACUAUGGCCUGAGGGACAGCCGCUCUGAGCACGAGCGCCAGUACCUGCUGUGUCAGGGCUCCAGCGGGGUGGAGAACACGGAGCUCAUCAAGUCGCCCAGCGAGUACCUCAUGAUGCUGAUGCCACCCAGCCAGGAGGAAGAGAAAGAGAAGCCCGUGGCCCCCAGCAAUGUCCUGUCCAUGGCCCAGCUGCGCACCCUGCCCCUGGCCGACCAGAUCAAGAUCCUGAUGAAGAAUGUGAAGGUCAUGCCUUUUGCCAACUUGAUGAGCCUCCUGGGCCCCUCUGUCGACUCUGUAGCUGUUCUGCGUGGCAUCCAGAAGGUGGCGAUGUUAGUCCAAGGAAACUGGGUGGUGAAGAGUGACAUCCUGUACCCCAAGGACUCGUCCAGCCCUCACAGUGGUGUGCCUGCGGAGGUGCUCUGCAGGGGACGAGACUUUGUUAUGUGGAAGUUCACACAGAGCCGGUGGGUGGUGAGGAAAGAGGUGGCAGCGGUGACCAAACUGUGCGCUGAGGACGUGAAGGACUUCCUGGAGCACAUGGCGGUGGUGAGGAUCAACAAAGGCUGGGAGUUCCUCCUGCCCUACGACGGGGAGUUCAUCAGGAAGCACCCGGACGUGGUCCAGCGGCAGCACAUGCUGUGGACCAGCAUCCAGGCCAAGUUAGAGAAAGUCUAUAAUCUUGUGAAGGAAAUGAUGCCAAAGAAGCUGGAUGGACAAUCAGGGCCUACUGGGCUUGUCUCUGGGGACCAGCGGGUCCAAGUAGCCAAAACCAAGGCCCAGCAGAACCACGCCUUCCUGGAACGGGAGCUGCAGCGGCGGAAGGAACAGAUCCGGGCCUCUGCAGUCCUGCCCGGUGUGCGGAUCAAGGAGGAGCCCAUGAGUGAGGAGGAAGAAGACGAGCAAGAAGGGGAGGAAGAGGAGGAGCCCAUGGACACUUCACCCAGUGGCGGCCUCAACAACAGGCUGGCCAACGGGCUGCCUGCGGGGCGGGCAGUGGGUGGGGACAGCUUCAAUGGGCACCCGCCCCCAGGCUGUGCCAACACCCCCGUGGCCCGGGAACUGAGGGCCUUCGUGGAGGCCACCUUUCAGAGACAAUUUGUGCUCACGCUGAGCGAACUCAAGCGCCUCUUCAACCUGCACUUGGCCAGCCUGCCCCCAGGUCACACGCUCUUCAGCGGCAUCUCGGACCGCAUGCUACAGGAUACGGUGCUGGCCGCCGGCUGCAAGCAGAUACUGGUGCCUUUCCCUCCACAGACUGCUGCGUCCCCCGAUGAGCAGAAGGUGUUUGCGCUCUGGGAGUCUGGAGACAUGAGUGACCAGCAUCGACAGGUUUUGCUUGAAAUCUUUUCUAAAAAUUACCGGGUACGCCGGAACAUGAUCCAGUCUCGGUUGACCCAGGAGUGUGGAGAAGAUCUCAGUAAACAGGAGGUGGAUAAAGUGCUAAAGGACUGCUGUGUGAGCCAUGGUGGCAUGUGGUACCUUAAAGGGACGGUACAGUCUUGACGAUAGUAGCAAACCACAAGCCCCAUGAAUCCAAGCCCAAGGAAGGACAGCGGAGCCCGAGGUGGAGUCUCGACUUGCUUCAGGGGCCAUGGAGCAAGAGGAACUACCAGUCUCCCGUACGGCCUGGGCCGCCACAGCCCAGUGGACAGAGGGGCUCACACUCAGCCCGCGAAAGGUCAGCUUCAGUGAGAUCGACCACUCUCUGCAGAGACCAGCUGGACCUUCUUUGCAGUAAAAUUUGAAAUUCCUGAUGUAUUUUGCUUAUUAUUUGGUUUCAUUCUCAUAAUAAAGAGAGUGUAUACUGACAUGGGCAAGAGGAUAAAAAUCAUGGUUUAAUAUUUUCCUUUUUAAACUUAAUACCAACAAGGUCUAAGUUAUGUUUACAAGAUGAAGAAAACCUCAAGGUUUUUAAUAUUUAAAAAGCCUAGAAGCCAGUAUUUAGUCUUAGAUCAUCUAUCUGCUAAGACUUCUGCCAAGUUCAUUAAACAAACCAAACUGAAUUGUUUCACUGUUGGGUUUCUGUGGCCACUUUACCUUUUACAGCAAUCUACUUUAUGUAGCAGUCUCAACUGUUUACAUGAACCAUAGCAAAAAAUUAGAAUCAGACUCAUUUUUGCGUAACAAUGCAGACAAAACCAGGUAAGUAUGGAAGUGUAUAAAUGAGGCUGUCACACUUUGAUGUAAAAAAAUCUAUAUUUUGUGUAUUUCUAAAAUAAAUGCUGACAGUAAACUGGCAUCAUGGUCCUGCUCUCUU